UUUCUACCCCCUGCCUCCAGACUGCACUGCCACCCCACACUGCACUUCUCAAACCCCAGCUCUCAACCUGCCCUCCAGACUGCACUGUUACCCCCACAUUGAACUGCUGCACCAGUUUCUAUUCCUGCCCCAGAUUGCACUGUUACCCCCCACAUUGUACUGCUUCCCCAGUUUACCCUGCCUCCAGAUUGCACUGUUACCUCCACAUUGUCAUGCUUCCUCCAGUCUCUACUCCUGCCUCCAGAUUGCACUGUUGCCCCCCACAUUGUACUGCUGCACCCAGUUUCUACUCCUGCCUCCAGGCACAGCCCCCCACAUUGAACUGCUGCACCCAGUUUCCUACUCCUGCCCUCCAGAUUGCACUGUUACCUCCACACUGAACUGCUUCACUCCAGUUUCUAUCCUGCUCCAGAUUGACUGCCACCCCCCACUGCAGCCUGCCCCAGCUCACCCCUGCCCAGAUUGCACUGCCACCUGCCUGAACUGCUCCCAGCUCUACCCUGCUCCAGAUUGCACUGCCACUCCACACUGUACCGCUCCCAGCUCCCUACCCUGCCCUCCAGAUUGCACUGCCACCCCACACUGCACUGCCCCAGUUCUACCACUGCUCCAGAUUGCACUGCUCCCCCCACAUUGUACUUGCUGCACCCAGUUUCUCAUUCCUGCCUCCAGAUUGCACUGUACCCCACACUGCACUUCCUGCUCUACCCUGCCUCCAGACACUGCCACCCCCCCACAUCACUGUACUGCUUCCCCAGCUCUACUCCUGUCCCUCCAGAUUGCACUGUUACCCCCCCCACAUUGUACUGCUGCCCCCAGCUCUACUCCCUGCUCACCAGAUUGCACUUUACCCCCUCCCACAUUGUACUUCCACCCAGUUUCUACUCCUCUGCCCACCAGAUUGCACUGUUACCCCCACAUCUCAAUUGCUGCCCCAGUUUCUACUCUGCUCUCCAGAUUGCACUGUUUUCACAUUGCAACUGCCACUCCAGCUCUACUCCUGCCUCCAGAUUGCACUGUUACCCCACACAGGCCAGUUCCAGUUUCUACUCCUGCCCUCCAGAUUGCACUGCCCCACAUUGUCACUGCCCCAGUUUCUACUCCUGCCCUCCAGAUUGCAAUGUUACCUUCCCACACAAAUUGCUGCCCCCCAGUUUCUCCUUCCUCCAGAUUGCACUGUUACCCCCCAUUGUACUGCUCCCCAGUUUCUACUCCUGCCCUCCAGAUUGCACUCUACACCCCCACAUUGCACUGCUUCCCCAGUUUCUACUCCUGCCUCCCAGAUUGCACUGUUACCUUCCCCACAUUGCACUGCUGCCCCCAGUUUCCACUCCUGCCUCCAGAUUGCACUGUUACCCCCCACAUUGUACUGCUUCCCCCAGUUUCUACUCCUGCCCUCCAGAUUGCACUGUUACCCCCCCACAUUCCGUACUGCUUCCAGUUUCUACUCCUGCCUCCAGAUUGCACUGUUACACCCCCACAUUGUACUGCUUCCAGCUCUACUCCUGCCCUCCAGAUCAUUUUCCCCACAUUGUACUGCUCCCCAGCUCUCCUGCCUCCAGAUGCACUGUACACCCCCAUUGUACUGCUCCCAGUUUCCUACUCCUGCUCCAGAUUGCACUGUUACCCUGCCACAUUGUACUGCUGCCCCCAGUUUCUACUCCUGCCCCUCCACAUUGCACUGUUACCUCUCCACAUUAUUGACUUCCAGGAGUCUUCUGACCCUGAAGGAACUGCCACCAACUGGGAUCUGUCAAGUGCCCAGAUCCUCUCAUAA
Homarus americanus (American lobster) is the source of this 1777-nucleotide messenger RNA. RefSeq names its product proline-rich extensin-like protein EPR1. The annotation marks the transcript as partial. Lineage: Eukaryota; Metazoa; Arthropoda; Malacostraca; Decapoda; Nephropidae. The transcript has 2 exons. The record is from RefSeq and is a predicted model, not a curated record.